Messenger RNA from Brachypodium distachyon (stiff brome), 1558 nucleotides. RefSeq names its product transcription repressor OFP1. NCBI's taxonomy places the organism in Eukaryota, Viridiplantae, Streptophyta, Magnoliopsida, Poales, Poaceae. Gene Ontology annotation, molecular function: DNA binding. The transcript has 2 exons. Gene Ontology annotation, biological process: negative regulation of DNA-templated transcription. The coding region runs from base 1 to 1419 and encodes 472 amino acids. The record is from RefSeq and is a predicted model, not a curated record.
AUGGCGAUGGGCGGAAACCCUCUUAGUGUUACAGUGGUGUCCGGUGAGCCAAGGAGGCUGACGCCCACAGUCCAGAGCGAAGACGAGACCGGACAAAACGAGCACCUGACGCCCCACGCUUGGGCGUGGCCGCCGCUGCCUUCGUCACGCAGCCGCUAUUUAUGCUUCUCCGGGCCCAAGUCACUCUGGUCGUGCGCCUCCAGCGUUUUCUCCUCGCUGGCCCCCGCUAGCAGCCAUCACAGCGAACAACAGAGCGGCAGAGUUCUCCUCGCCGGCAACGGCAAGGGCAAGGGCAAGGCCAUGGCCGGCGGCCAGCGCAGGUCGUUCCGCAUGUCCGACAUGAUCCCCAACGCCUGGUUCUACAAGCUCCGCGACAUGCGCGCCCGUGGCGGACGCGGGCGCGGCCCCGCCGCCGCGCGCCGGUCGCUGUCUGCUCGCUGGGAGGACAGGGAGGUCCAGCAGCAGCAGCAGCAGCCGUCUUCUCGGUGGAACAGGGAGGUCUCCGUCCAGCAGCCCCCGCCGCCGUCUUCUCCGUCUCCGGGGAACAGGGAGGAUGCCGUCGUCGACGUACUCCAGCAGCCGGCCAUGGCGAGGAAGGGAUCCCCCCCGAUCCAUCUUCACAGGGCGUCCUACUACACCGCCACCAGAGACAGGGAGCUCGCGCCUCCAAGGAGGAGGCGCCACAGGGCUCCCGCGGCGCACGGCGAGAAGGAGUCCUUCGUCGUCCAGGCGCCUGUAAGUGUAAGCCCCCGUCGGCGUCGUGACAUGAGCAUCGAUGACCUUGACGCCGCGGUGUUCCAGAAGCCGAUGGUGAUCGCCGACCCUUCGGACGACGACAACAACAACGAAGGUAACGUGAUCGCGACCGAGGAGCACAUCGUCAUCGACCUAGUCCGGGACAAGAGCACGCCCGAGACCCAGAGUGUUCCCGUGCUCCCACCAAUCGUGACUACCCCGGUGAAGAAGCCGCAGGCCGAGCUCCCCGACGCCAUGGCCACGGGAGCUGGCUCUGCCUCGGAGAAGAGCAACCCGAGGCGCUCUUCCAGUUCCAAGCCGCGCCGCGUCAAGACGCGCGCGACCAGGAGCCCGCGGCUGGCGGCGCCGGCCACCGCCGCCAGGAAAGGGGCGCAAAGCAACUGGACGGCGCCACCGCCGGCGUCGCCGCCGCCGCCGUCGUCGCCAGAGCCAGAGCCAGACCCGAUCCUGGAUAGCUACGCGGUGGUGGUGCUGUCGAGCGACAUCCGGAAGGACUUCCGCGAGUCCAUGGAGGAGAUGAUCGCCGACAAGGGCAUCCGCGACGCCGCCGACCUGGAGGACCUCCUCGCCUGCUACCUCGUCCUCAACGAGGCCAAGUUCCAUGAGAUCAUCGUCGAGGUGUUCGAGGAGAUUUGGAUCAGCCUCGCCAACGCCAGGCCCUGAAAGAAACGCCAUCCUCCGUGCUUCCUGCAUGCAUGGUGGAUCCAGCCAUUGUUGCAGCCGCAUUGUCUGGCUUAAUUUAUCAUUAUCUCUUCGAAUUCGUCAAUUGUAGCGCAAUAAGACAUCGUCCCCGUCGAAAUUA